Molecule: messenger RNA, 3825 nt
Organism: Osmerus eperlanus (European smelt)
Lineage: Eukaryota; Metazoa; Chordata; Actinopteri; Osmeriformes; Osmeridae
Gene: igf1
Product: insulin-like growth factor 1
Exons: 5
Coding region: 253-822 (189 amino acids)
Biological process (GO): cell population proliferation; regulation of protein phosphorylation; positive regulation of phosphatidylinositol 3-kinase/protein kinase B signal transduction
Cellular component (GO): extracellular region
Molecular function (GO): hormone activity; growth factor activity; insulin-like growth factor receptor binding
Source: RefSeq, a predicted model, not a curated record
GAGAAGGCAAAUGCUGCCCCAGCUGUUUCCUGUUGAAAAUGUCUGUGUAAUGUAGAUAAAUGUGAGGGAUUUUCUCUCUAAAUCCGUCUCCUGUUCGCUAAAUCUCACUUCUCCAAAACGAGCCUGCGCAAUGGAACAAAGUCGGAAUAUUGAGAUGUGACAUUGCCUGCAUCUCAUCCUCUUUCUCGCUGUUUUUAAUGACUUCAAACAAGUUCAUUUUUGCUGGGCUUUGUCGUGCGGAGACCCGUGGGGAUGUCUAGCGGUCAUUCCUCCAAGUGGCAUUUAUGUGAUGUCUUCAAGUGUGCGAUGUGCUGUAUCUCCUGUACCCACACCCUCUCACUACUGCUGUGCGUCGUAGCCCUGAUUCCGGCGGCAACAGGGGCAGGGCCAGAGACCCUGUGUGGGGCGGAGCUGGUCGACACGCUGCAGUUUGUAUGUGGAGACAGAGGCUUUUAUUUCAAUAAACCGGCAGGCUAUGGGCCCAGUGCUCGGCGGUCACAUAACCGUGGCAUUGUGGACGAGUGCUGCUUCCGGAGCUGUGAGCUACGGCGGCUGGAGAUGUACUGUGCACCUGCCAAGCCUGACAAGGCAGCUCGCUCUGUCCGUGCACAACGCCACACAGACAUGCCGAGAACACCUAAGGUUAGUACCCCAGGGCACAAAGUGGACAAGAGCACAGAGCGUAGGACAGCACAGCACCCAGACAAGACUAAAAGCAAGAAGAAACCUAUAUCUGGGCAUAGUAGUCACCCUUCUUGCAAGGAGGUCCAUCAGAAAAACUCAAGUCGAGGAAACACAGGAGGCAGAAACUACAGAAUGUAGGGGACCGCAGACGGGCCGAUGGUGCAUAGGGAGGGGAGAAGGGUGUGGCCUUACCUGGUACCCCUAUGGAAUGGUUCACUGUAAAACAAAACAAAAAAAUCAAAAUGGAGAAAUGGUACAAUAAGCUCUCUGUUUGAUAUAAACCUGACAUUUUAAGUGCUGGGCUAUGUGAGAGGUGUCCUGAUUAUUUAAUACACCCCACCCACUGCACCAUUUCAUAUAAGUAUGAACUCUCUAUGUCAAAUCAAUGUAACAGACUAGUUUAGCUGCUGAGAAACAUACCAGAUCUUAUUAUUCCUCCAUGUGUAAGUAGUGCUCCAUUGCUGCUGGAAUGGUCUGACAUUUUUGGGGCAACAACCAGUCGGAGAGCAGCUAACAGAGGUCGCUUCGUUGGGAUGUUCUCAUUUCCUGAUCUCUGAAGAGUUGAAUCUUACACUGAGAGGUUUGGCCAUGUUAGGUAAGAUCAAGCUUCUGUAUUCAAGAUUGAUAGAGUGAUUCCAUUUUAUUGGAGUGUCAUGCAUUUGUCAGAAGAAGACACUGUUUCACAAUUUAAGGUACUGAAUAACUAAGGUUUAGAGAUGGAAUCCCAUAUUCACACAUAAUAUUCAUCGAUUAGACAGUCAAAGAAAUCGGAGGAGAGCUUUAGGUCUCCUAGAAAAGGGAUGGCCUAAAUCUGAUUCAUUAUCAUACAUGACUAACAGAGGGAAAAUAAUAGUUUGAUUGAGAAAGAAAAUGCAGUACCACAUGAAGUUGAUCACAGGUGAAAGAGUCACAUGUAAGUCAUAUUUCAAGUUGAGAGAAAACACUUUAAAAUAAUAAUGCUAUUCUAAAAUGUAGAUGUUUGAUUAGAAAGAGAUUCCCUGUGUCAAAUACAUGGUAUUGUCAAAACCUGGGGCCAAUACAGAGGACAGAGAGGCCAAAGAAUAGCCACUAAAAGGAGGAUCAAUGAUUAAUUUUAAUAGGUCUACAGUCUUUCAUUUUGUUAGCUUAGGGGGACAGGGACCUUGGCUACUUUUCUAACAAUUUGGACUGCAUGUUUUUUUUAUUAAAAAAGAAAGACAAGAAGUCAAUGACCUCCAAACCAAAGUACACUCAAAUCAAAUAUGCAUAUACACAUAUACACAAACACAUACACAAAAAUCUUCAGGCUUCAAAUGCUGUCACACAUCCUCAAUCCCAGUUUCUCUUUUUCACAUUCAGACCAUGUUACUGUAUAAUAAAUCAGAGCUCUUCUACUAAGAGCAAGGUUCACACACACUGGCUCCAUCAAAACCCUGUUCUGAGAAGUCCUGUGGUUGUCCCAGGACUGCAAGGAAGGGCUGCUUACACAAUCCUCCAUGUGGAUGAUAGUCCAGUCCCAUUCUAGUAACCAGUUUAGACAGCGUAUCUCUGGCACUGCCUUCUCUGUCUGUGUAUAAUCAACCAAUACUCCCAUUUAUGUUAUCCUAUGCAUUCUUCCUCUAUCAUUUUACAUGAUGGUUUCAUAUAGCAAAACCGUAUUUAAAAAAUCCUAUCCACUGUUUAAUGGUGCUAUUUUGUAGUUUGUUACUUGCAAGGGUUUGGCUGAAAAAAAGAAAACAAAGCGUGAGAUGGAAAAGCUUCUUGUUGGAGGUCUUCCCUUUUGCACAGCCUUGUGGCCACCAUUUAAUAGUGUUUUUAUUUUUAAGCUAUUUCAAUAAGGUAGUAGUGUAAGCGAGCAAAUGUAUUUGUGUGAAAUCUGUGAAUGCAUGGAAAAUAUCAUGUUGUGGUCCCAAGAAGGUAAACGCUAUUUUUUCUACUGUUUUUAAAUUAUUGUUGUUACUCAACAUGGAUCCCUAUGCCAAAUGACUUGACAAAAAGUACUGUGAACUGUGAUCUUCCAAUAAUGUUAAGGUGUUAUAAGUCAUAGUGUACUUUUGUCUGUCAUGAAAUGUGUGUACAUGAACUUCAUUCAUCUGAAAGCCCGGGUUAUUGACUAUUGCAAACACAUGAGUAGGUAUGAGUAUGAGUAAGGCAGAGAUUCAUUCAGAGUCAUUUUAUUUUUAAUUAUAUCCAUGUCCUCGAUUAGUGACAGUGAAUCAUACCAUGAAACAAAUGCUAUUCCUAGUGUCCAUAUAAUGGGUGUGUAUUUGGUCAUACAUUAACUGGGAUCAAAUGCUCAAUGUAAAGUUUAACUGAAUUUUCUGACCCUUGACUCCAAUCAACAUAUUCUAUGUAUGGAUGCCUCUCCCAUUUUUACCAAUGAAGAUGCAUGUUGUUUUAGACAAGGGCUGAGUUGUUGCUGUGGUCAGCCAAUGAUUGUCCUCCUUAGUCAUAUCACCAGACUAUGAUACCAAAGACCUUUUGAUUAAAACACAGCCUCACUUGCUUCAAUACAGCUUAGUAAUUAUCUACAAACUAUCUAUGAACGGUGUCAACUAAACCGUUGACCAAUUCAAUACUUUUUAAUCAAUUAUAAGCCAUCACUAUUCAUUGAAGUUAGCUCCAUCACAUACAUUUUUCAGCAAUGCUAAAGCUGCUUAAGUUGACAACCUCAGUCAUUCAUUUAGACAUGAACAAGUCUGUUCUCUGAAACAAAGCUGAAGAUGCAGUUAUGUGAGGCUGAAUGCAAAGUUGAGAGAUAUCUUUUUGGCAUCUUUAGAGGCAGACAUUUAUAAAACUACAAUCAAAACUCUUGUGACUGAGAUUAAUGUCUCUGCCUUUGGUCCUCCAGUAAAAUCAUGAAAAUAUAAUUUAAUAGAUUUGUGUUACAAUUUACAUGGCUGAUGUUUUAAAUGAGAGAAAAGUCAUUGAUAUUUUCCCAAGAGAAUACAAUUCUCCUAAUUACAAUUGGAAACCACAAUGUUACUUUAGUAAGCUCUUCAGUACAACACAGUAUUGUCAUAGGACUUUAAAGCUCACUAUUAAAAAAAAACAGUUUGAUUAAAGUGCUGUUAUUCUGGCACUCGAUUGAUUGCCUUCUGUAGGAAAAUGUUUAAAUACUGACAGAUUGUUCACCAUUCCUGCUGAAUAAACCACUUGUCA